Molecule: messenger RNA, 6684 nt
Organism: Harpia harpyja (harpy eagle)
Lineage: Eukaryota; Metazoa; Chordata; Aves; Accipitriformes; Accipitridae
Gene: ARIH2
Product: ariadne RBR E3 ubiquitin protein ligase 2
Exons: 14
Coding region: 1714-2952 (412 amino acids)
Biological process (GO): protein polyubiquitination; positive regulation of proteasomal ubiquitin-dependent protein catabolic process; ubiquitin-dependent protein catabolic process
Cellular component (GO): ubiquitin ligase complex; cytoplasm
Molecular function (GO): zinc ion binding; ubiquitin protein ligase activity; ubiquitin conjugating enzyme binding
Source: RefSeq, a predicted model, not a curated record
AAUUGAAAAUGUUUUAUUCUUGGGUGCUUUUAUGAUGAAAGUAAUAAAAUUAGCACUACAGCUGAUCCAGUCAGUGCUUGCAGUUGGAGCAAAAUAGGAAUGGUCGCAGAAGCUUUAUUAUUCUUCUAGAACUGUUAAUCUGGCAUCUUUGUGGAGCAUUAAUUCCACAUAAUGCCUGACAAAUAAUUUGACUCAAAAGCAUUUGAUUCUUUUAGGAUAGUUUGUUAGAUUUUAGAAAUGUGUAUGCUGGUAUUUGUAUUUGUCUUUCUAUGCAUCUUCACUCUUGAAUGUGCUUGGUUCCUUCUCUGGGAACAAGUAACUUCAUGGAGGUCGUGGAGUCAUGAUGCUGCAACAGAUGCUACACCUCAGGCUCUGAAAAUCCACCUGGAAAAUACUCAUUUUCAUACGUUAGAGAUUAACUUUCCAUUUAAGUCUGGUGGCUUGGUUUUUUUUGUCAGGAUGGUAGUUCUUCCUUACUGCUACUGAGAAAUAAUUUCAUUGCUGUUAAAGAAUGAUUCAUUAGCAUGUGGUUUGCAUUUGCAGGAAGCCAGUCUUGUAGAGACCACAUUCCUGAUACUUGUUUGUUUUUCAAACACGAAAUGCAGAUGUCUGCCUUGUACAAGCAAGUCAAAGGUGUCUGUCUGGGUCUGCCAGGCUGGGGGCUUAAGAUAACCCAUCCAAGGCUGGCAGUGGCACUUCAUCUGUACAAACUGGAGCAGACUGUAUGUGUUGUCAGCAGCAGCCCUGUGCGCCACGCUCCAUCUAAUCACAGGCUUCUGUGCUGGGAGGGAGGGCAGUGCCGCCUGGGCAGCCUUUGUUUUCUGAGGGUCACAUCACUGGUAAAGUUGAGGAAGGUGACAUACCAGAUCUUACACAGCAUGAGCUAAUGCUUCAGUUCAUUAGAAAAAGGAUUAUUUGAACAUUGAAAAUUACUCUUUUUUAUUACUGGGAUUUCUUAGCGGUAAGCAAAGUGGGCAAAUCAGAAAGUAGAGGUGGCUAAGAGCCAAUUAAAAACCCCAGCUACAUCAUGUAUUGGUGCUAUGCUGCUUUAGCUCGCUGAACCAACCGUCCAGCGUUGACAAAUGCCAGUGCAGGACCAGGGUGGUAUCAUGUGGCAGGAAUAGGUCAGUUGUGUUGUGUUGUGAAACUGCACCUCUUCAGUGGGGUAGAAUUAGAAGAGUAAUGAGUAUGCUGACCCUAUGUGUGCAGAGCCUGUCUGUUUUGUAGAAGAAGCAACCAUUGCUUGUUUUUCCUUCCAGGGUUGUGUUGGGGUUGUUGUGUGUCUGUAUUACCAGUACGUUGGAUCCUGUGAUCCACCUGUAGCAGGAUUCAAGAAGGCUUAUGGCUUUUCAGUGGAUGAUUGGGACUGACAGCUUCUCUAGAGAAAAAAAGGAGCUCUUCCUGCAGCUAGGAUGGAAGGAGUUGUGUUUUCUAUAUGGGUAAUAGAGGUUCUAUGUUGAUAGCUUGUCUUGGAGUGCGGGAGGUAGAGCCCUUUAACGUCAGAGGGUGUUUGAAUGCAGAAUGUGCAGACCCCUGGGCUUGCCCAGGUGCUUCCUAGCACAGAGAGGAGUGAGGAGGCAGGGGUCAUGAGCCUUCUGAAUUCCCCUGGAAGAGGUGUCUUGUUUGCAGGAGACCUGUUUUGUUUGAACUCCAUGGGCCUGAUAAAGCCAUGAAGGGGUCAAGAGGCAGGUUGAAGGUCCAGCAGCUCAGCAGAUGCUUGUGGUCUUGGUAUCACAUGCUGUUGCAAAGCUAGUAUUAGUUAGUUUCCACUGGCAGAUCUCAGAGAUUUUGGAAAGGCACAAGUCUAAUGCUGCCCAAUUGCUAGUGGAAGCACGAGUUCAGCCCACCUCAUCCAAACAUGCAAUGGUACAUUCCUCCCAUCACUGCGCAGUGUGCAUGCAGUUUGUCCGGAAGGAGAACUUGCUCUCUCUGGCUUGUCAGCACCAGUUCUGUCGCAGCUGUUGGGAGCAGCAUUGUACAGUGCUCGUCAAGGAUGGUGUUGGAGUCGGGGUCUCCUGCAUGGCUCAGGACUGCCUACUUCGAACACCAGAAGACUUUGUGUUUCCAUUGCUGCCUAGUGAAGAGCUGAAAGACAAAUACAGGCGCUACCUCUUCAGGGAUUAUGUGGAGAGCCAUUAUCAGCUGCAGCUGUGUCCUGGUGCAGAUUGCCCUAUGGUCAUACAGGUACAAGAGCCAAAAGCCCGGCGAGUGCAGUGCAAUCGUUGCAAUGAGGUCUUCUGCUUUAAGUGUCGGCAGAUGUACCACGCACCCACAGACUGUGCUACCAUUCGGAAAUGGCUCACCAAGUGUGCAGAUGACUCCGAAACAGCCAACUACAUCAGUGCUCACACUAAAGAUUGUCCCAAGUGCAAUAUCUGUAUUGAAAAGAAUGGAGGCUGCAAUCACAUGCAAUGCUCCAAAUGCAAGCAUGACUUCUGCUGGAUGUGUCUGGGAGACUGGAAGACUCACGGCAGCGAGUACUACGAAUGCAGUCGGUACAAAGAGAAUCCUGAUAUUGUAAACCAGAGUCAGCAAGCACAGGCCAGGGAGGCCCUUAAGAAGUACUUGUUCUAUUUUGAGAGGUGGGAGAAUCACAAUAAAAGCCUACAGCUGGAGGCACAGACAUACCAACGAAUCCAGGAGAAAAUCCAAGAAAGAGUUAUGAACAACUUGGGAACAUGGAUAGACUGGCAAUACCUACAAAAUGCUGCAAAACUACUUGCAAAGUGUCGUUACACCCUGCAGUACACAUAUCCAUAUGCCUACUACAUGGAGUCUGGUCCCAGAAAGAAACUGUUUGAAUACCAGCAGGCCCAGCUGGAAGCUGAAAUUGAAAAUCUCUCAUGGAAGGUGGAGCGAGCAGACAGCUAUGACAGAGGGGACUUAGAGAAUCAGAUGCACAUAGCAGAGCAGAGACGGAGGACCCUGCUGAAAGACUUCCAUGACACAUAAGACAGGAGGAAGUGACAAAGUGCAGGGGUGAGAGCAGCGAGUGAAGUGAUGGCAGCUUCACCGGGAUAAGCAGGCACUGCCUCUGGGAGAACACGGCCAAGGACAAAGCCACCCCUCCCCUUGCAAGUCAGACACAUGCAAACACCACAUCUUAGUCCAGUUUGUUCUCUUAUCUUUCUGUUUCUGUUUCUGCCAGGCUAGAGGCCAGAUUUCAGAUUGGCAUAUUUCCUGGGACAUUUCCCUGCUGCCCUUGAUGGUUUCAGAAGGGGAGGGAGUUUUUCUCUGAAUGGCUGUUAAUAGUAUUAGAUCAUUACAAUUUAUGUAAUUUUCAACGGUUGUACAAUUAUACAGACAAACCUUAGAAUAACACACAACCCUUUUUAAAAAUAAAUUGGCAGUGGAGUGUUUUUCCUUAAUCUGCUUGUAAAUUUAAUGGGCUUUUCCCCCUCUCCCUCUCCCUUCCUCUGACCCAAAAAUCCUCCUAGGCACUGAAGGAGGUACAAAAUAUCUCAGCUAGAUUUCCUGAUGCUCCUUUAACCAGGGCAUUGUAGCAUUGGCAUUGCACGAGGAGAGUGGCUGGCGUUAAGAGUGGCUGCUGCUGUGUCUGACCCAACAGUACCAGCGGUGGCCAUGAUUUAGUAUGAUUACAUGUGACAUCUCUUUUCUUGUAAAUCAGCUGUGCAAAAUCCUGCUACACAAACAAAAGCAAACAGAGGAAUUGUAGGGGAGAGACCAGGCUAACACUGGGGGAUAUGCCUUGAAUCAGGUCAGAUUCUGCAUUUGAUGAAUUUUAGGUCUUCCAUGUAGAUUUUUGCUUUACUUGUUUUUGUGGGGAGGAUGUAUUGCCAAAGUGAGUGAUGAGGGAAUAGUAGCAUACAGUUGUUAAUCAAGGCUUGGGGCUUUUGCAGAGUGAAACAAUCCAUUUUAUAACAGUGCCAUGCAGCCUGGUAAAGAUUAUUUGUGCCUGCCGGGUAACAUGGCUAAGAAAAUUUGAUCCAAUUCAUCAAGGUGAGACUAAACACUGCUACAUUAUGAGGAGGAAAGAUUAUGUACAACACACUCCCUGGCACAUGUUGGCAAUGUGGACGGGCACUUGAAUACAGGUGCACUGCUUGUGCAGAGCCUGCACCAAGCCAUGCAGAAAAUUAACUAGCAAAAUUAAUUUAUUUGUAUAUUAGUAUUGAUACUGGUGGGGACUUAUCAGAAAAUUGAUUGUUAGGAGCAUGUGGAGCUUUUUUAUUAACAUUCUUUUUUCCUAAUGUAAAAUAUACACUAAAAUAAAAAUAUGAAAACCUAGUUCAUCUUACUAGGGAUUAACAUGAAAAAGGUUACUUAAGUGCUGAUGCUUGCCUGUUUGCUACAGGAAGCAGGCCACACAUUAAGAUUUCACAGGCAUGUAUGUCACCUGCACCAGGAACAUGUUGUUUGCAGCCAUUAAGGUGGAGCUGGAGUCUGAUCUGAGGAAAUCUUCACCUCUGUGGGGAACUCACAGAAUUCUCUUCCAUGCUGUAUAUGGAAGUGUUGUCUUUGAUGCAUCCCUGUACUGCUCUUACACAAUGUCACUUGAUAAAGAUUAAACUGAAGGGGGGGGAAGUGCUAAAUUCCUGCACUUCAGAAUAAGCUAACUCUGCUGUUGGAGCCUUUUUCAUGUACCUGAGACAUGCGACCCAGGUAUUUACAGCAUGUAUAAUUGGGCAGACAGAUUUUAACAAGAGAGGUGUGUUAGUUUAAAAGAGCAGCAGCUGUCAUAGGAGCUAAUCCUGUGGCCCUGCUUGUUGUACACAGCAGAAAAUUUCAAACUGAGAGGCCUUUUCCUUCCUCCCUCCCUUCCCUGGUGUGGGAUGUAUCCUCAGGGAACGGGGGAAACAUACCGCCGAGGAGCUGCUGGCAGUGGAGUGGGGGUUACAACAGAAGCGGCUGAGGGUAGAGCAGGGUUGCAGAGAGGUGGCUGCAGCCAGGAAGCGGGGCAGGGAGGGAGUCUGUGGUUUCUGGGAGCGGUGCUGCUUGCUUCGCAAGAGAUCUCUGUAACUGUGGCUCCUUGUGUUCCUGCUCUGUCCAGUUCUGGCUCCCCUCUAGGCUGGAGCCGUACAGGUAGAUAUGUCCUUGGUCUAGCCACUGUCUCCAGACUUCAUUCCCUUCUCUGCUCCCAGCAGCAGCCUCUUUUUGCUCUCUUCAUGAUAUAUUCUAGAGGUCAGUCUCUUCCUUCCUCUCCCCUUCCCAAAUGAUUGUCAAAGUCUGGGCGCACUGGACCCAGGGGAAGGUAUAGCACAGGGGAAGGCUUGCUGAGACCCAGCAGUUUGCAGUGUGUAGAACCAAUGUUUAAACUGUUAUUUAAAAAUGUAAUGUGCAAAGUACUAAUUAGGAUAAAAGCUGGUGUUCUUGUUGGCUAAACGUAACUAGUGUAACACCUAAUCUCUUUGCAGAACAGGUAUGUGGAGUUUCCUAAUCCCAAAGAGCUCUCACUUCUGUUACAUAAUUGUCCAGCUUUGAGCUAGAUGAGAAUAGGGUUUUGUUUCUCUCCCUCCCUGCCUCCUUCCCUCCUUCCCUCUCCCAUGCCCCCACAAAAUGCUUUGCUAUGAAUCCUUGUUUGUAGACAAGCUAGACCGUAUAGUUGUGGCCAAACUUACUGAACAGACUGCUGAGGUGCUUGGCUGAGGGACAGUAAUAAAUAUUGCACAGUGCACCCCCUAAUUCUUUCAAAUUUUCUGAAACUAGAGCUUUGUGAGCAGUUCUGUUUAUUUUAAAAGAAAACAAAACACCCUUUCUGAAGGUGGUGAGAGUCCUGGUUUGCACGCACAGAUCCUAUUUCUAUACUCUGUGGGAAAACAACAGGACUUGCUUGCUUUGGCAGCCCAGGCAGGGUGACUUCUGUGUUGGUGUUGUACAGAAAGUCCUAGGCUCCAAGAUGAAACCUGCAGCACACUGAGAGUAUUGGCGCUCUGUAAAGUGGCUGACACUGCUUGAGAAGCAGGUGACAGGAAGGAAACGGGAGUUCUCGACGCCAAAAGACGAGGCCAGUUUUUUUUCCCCCCGAUAGGUACAUGGCCCUACUCAAGUCGGCAAGGUUACAUGAAUGUAGGUGAAUAGAAAGUGGCUCAGGAGCCAUUAAUUCUGAGGUACGAGUUUCCCUUUGGUGCAAUACAGCUACAGAUGUGGAAUGUUUGCGCUCUCUUUUUUUUUUUUUUUUUUUUUACCUUUUGCACUUGUUUCCAGUUCCUGCGCCAGCCUGACACCUCUCCAUCCUUGCAUCUGAUACUCUUUUAUUUCAGCUUCGCUUGUGUUAGUGCAUUGGCUGCCUCAUCUCUAAUAGUCCUCAGGCUUCCCAGACUGUAACAAAAAAAUUUUCUACUGAUGACGUAAACUGCAUGACUGCUGCUCUGCGCGGUGGCACGUGCGCUGUGCCCACGCCGGGACAGGGGCAGCAGGAGGUUUCUGUACUAUAGUCUUGCACUCUUAAAUUUUAGACUUUUUAAGCAGGUGAAAAAAAAAUAGAACUUUAUUUUUAAAUGAGGCACUUGUUCUGGGAAUUCCUUUCCUCGCCCCCGUCCGGUUCAGGCUGUGGGGCGGCGUGGGUGGGGGGCUGCGCUGUGGGGGUGCCCACAGAGCUGCUGCCACCCCUCGCUUUUCUUCGCAGGCACUGGAGAGGGGCAGGGGCGGCGGAAACCGCCCGGGAGACGGUUGCCAGAGGUGUGCCCUUGGUUUAUUUGAAAUAAAUUGUGACUUUCUAACUUC